This is a messenger RNA of Cryptococcus wingfieldii CBS 7118, 912 nucleotides long. RefSeq lists its product as hypothetical. The coding region runs from base 1 to 912 and encodes 303 amino acids. The transcript is spliced from 5 exons. Lineage: Eukaryota; Fungi; Basidiomycota; Tremellomycetes; Tremellales; Cryptococcaceae. The record is from RefSeq and is a predicted model, not a curated record.
AUGGCACCUACACUCUUUACUGUGACAUUCUUUUCACUGGCUUUGACCUCGCUGGCCGAGGCAUACAAUGUUCUCCACACCGUGGAAAAUGCUACUGGUACUUUUUAUUAUGAUUAUGGGUACGAGUCCACCGGAGAUCGCUGUUCUGGACGGGGUUCUGGUGCAGGGACGCUCUCUGCGGUACCUCAUUGUGAGAACAAUGGUCCGUCAUACUCAGACUUGGGUACGAAUCGAAUAGUGGCAAUGAACCGAUCGAUGGUUAAUGGCGAUUUGAGCGCAUGGUGCGGCAAAGAAGUGAAAGUCUUUCUAAGUAAUGGAAGCGAAGUCGAGUACAAGGAACCGCUCGUCUUAUGGGACGUUUGUGAAGCCGCCGAGACAGCACCGAUUAUCGACUUUAGCGUCGAUUUCUACCUCAAUCUCAUGGAAAACGGAGACUGCAUGUCUAAUAACGGUAACAACCCCGCUGGUUUGAAAAUCCAGAUUGUCGACAACCAGAUUUGGGCGCCCGCUCCGGGAUCGGACUCCUAUUCCCCCACAGCCGCUUCAACCCUCUAUUCGGGUGGUGGAUACAACGGAAUCAAUCCUAAGAACACUGAGAUUCCAGCUUGGGGCGAUGGAAAGGGGGUCGACAAGGCGGGACAGAUACCCUUGACGGUCGCAACGGCUGCUGCGACCACUAUCAAAACGACCUCAGCUGGAGCAGUAUCCAAUGAGCAAGUAGCAAGUUCGGGGGCAGCACAAUCAUCUACGAGUGUUUUAGGGGCUGUUCAAACUUCUACGACUCUGGAUGGUACAUGCACCAAAGGCCAGCAGAAGUGCGAGAACAACCAGCUGUUUAUCUGCAAUUACAUCUCCAACAGCGCUGGUGGGCUGAGUGAGUUUUGGAGGUGGAUUUGGAAGGGUGACGGCUGA